Messenger RNA from Portunus trituberculatus (swimming crab), 2075 nucleotides. RefSeq names its product SH3 domain-binding protein 5 homolog. Lineage: Eukaryota; Metazoa; Arthropoda; Malacostraca; Decapoda; Portunidae. Gene Ontology annotation, biological process: intracellular signal transduction; negative regulation of protein tyrosine kinase activity. Gene Ontology annotation, cellular component: cytoplasm. The record is from RefSeq and is a predicted model, not a curated record. Bases 97 to 1944 code for a protein of 615 amino acids. The transcript is spliced from 10 exons. Gene Ontology annotation, molecular function: protein kinase inhibitor activity.
CGUGUUUUGUUCGUGUGUGGCUGGCGCAGGGAAGGUAGAGUGACGGGCCGCCGCUCCUGACCUGGCCUGACCUGACCCUCGCCUGCCAGUGCCACCAUGGAGGAGGUGGACCUGGCGGAGGAGCAGCCCAGGCCACGGGAUGACGCGCCGGAUCCCAGGAUACAGGUGGAGCUGGAGUGCCUCAACACAGCCACUGAUACAAUCAACAAAUUGGAGGUGGACCUUGAUGAGGCACGCAUGCUGUUCCGUCAACUGCUAACAGACUCAACACACCGCAUUGAUGCCUUGGCUAAGCGACUGGGGAAGUGUGUGGAGCAGUCACGACCAUACUAUGAAGCCAGGAUUCAGGCCAAGCAGGCGCUGCGGGAGACCCAGGCGGCGGCUUGGCGGUAUGAGCGAGCCAGCAGUCAGCACGCGGCGGCCCGGGAGAUGGUGUUCCUGGCAGAGGAAGGGCUGAUGGAGAAAGGCUGUUCCUUUGACCACACCUGGCAGGAGAUGCUGAACCAUGCCACAUCAAAAGUGAACGACGCGGAGAAGGAGAGGAUGGAGAGCGCUGUGGAGCACCGGCGAACGUCUGCACUGUACCACGAGGCUGAGACACGGGUGAAGGCACUGCAGAAAGAGCUGAAGAGGGCUAUUGCCAAGUCCAGUUUGAAUGCACGUCGCAGCCUCUUGCAAAUGAAUAACCUUGUGAGGAUGCAUCAGCUGCAGUUGCUGCCUUACUUUGAGCUCAAAUCUGCUGUGAACCAGCAGCUGGAGGCACAGAAGCAGCAGGUGCGGCAGCUGGAGGAGAGUGUUGGGCGAGCCAAGAUGACGUACUCCCAGGCGUUGGCCAAUCUGGAGACCAUAUCAGACGAGAUCCACCGUACUCGGCAGUGUCAGGAGCUUGGGGUGCGAGGCAUUGGUGUCGGUGCAGACUCCCCUAUACCCCCAAUGGAAGCUGGACUGCCGCUCACCACUCAGCCCCUCCACUAUGCAGAGUCCAUCUCUGACAGUGCCAAUGCCUCCCAGGAGUUCAAGUCUUUACCAGGGAAGCUUGGCCCUGUGGCAGCUCCCAUCUUAACCACAGCACAGGUAACCAAAGCAGCCAUCACACACGUCUCCUCAGCCUGCAGCCUGCCAGCAGAGCCUGAUGGUUGUGAGGACGGCUGCAAGGUGCCUGUGGAGAAGGCAGAGGCACGGCAUGAGAAGGAAGAAAAGAAGAGCCGUGUCACGGAGCAGAGUGGGGAGGUCAUUGUAGAGGAAGUGGAUGGAGGAACCACCAGUACAGAUCUCAGUGGGUGGCAGGUGAUAGGUCUCAGCACACCACCUCUCAGCAGUGGCCAGUCCCAAAACUACCUCACUGUGGACGACCGAGACUCUACCGUGUCAGACACUGAGAGUCUGGCCAGUAUUGAGAUGCUGAGUGAUGAGGCAAUAGCUGGCCUGAUGCUGGAUGAGGAGCUGGCCCAAGCAUCCUGCACCAUGUACACCACCACCACCACCACCUCCACCUCCACCUCUGCUCCUGUGGUCGACCCACCUCUUGGCUCAACAUCCAUUCACUUCCUGCCGGCCUUCUUCCACAGUAGUGGAGGUGGUGGGGGCCAGUCUGGGGGUGGAGAGGGAGGGUUGGGAUCCAAGCCGCUACAAGGCUCUAGUGGUGGGGACUGUUGUGGCAGCAUCACUCACUCCCUGAUGGGGCUGAAGGUGGACUCUAUCGCUCCAGGAACACGUCCUCACCCACCACCAGACAGCCUCCGCUUUAUGCAGCAAGACUCCUCAUCUGAACACUCCUCCCCAGAGGACCUCACUCCUGGUUAUGCCCCCUUGAGGAACACCCCUGGUUCUCCUGAAGACUUCUUGCCUUCAGGCCAAACUUCCCCACCCAGCACCUCCACCAGUGAAGAUGCACCACAUUGCAGCUCCUGGGUGCUGGGGAACACACCAACUGUCAAGAAGUAGACCAGUCGUGUGUGUGAUGUAGAGUGGUUGUGGAUGGUGGUAGUUGUGUGAGAGAGAGAGAGAGAGAGAGAGAGAGAGAGAGAGAGAGAGAGAGAGAGAGAGAGAGAGAGAGAGAGAGAGAGAGAGAGAGA